This is a messenger RNA of Stylophora pistillata, 3340 nucleotides long. RefSeq names its product histamine H2 receptor-like. Gene Ontology annotation, cellular component: plasma membrane. NCBI's taxonomy places the organism in Eukaryota, Metazoa, Cnidaria, Anthozoa, Scleractinia, Pocilloporidae. Gene Ontology annotation, biological process: adenylate cyclase-activating adrenergic receptor signaling pathway; positive regulation of MAPK cascade. The record is from RefSeq and is a predicted model, not a curated record. Gene Ontology annotation, molecular function: G protein-coupled receptor activity.
AUUACAUCACGAUCGCAACUUCUAUGAAGAGUUUGCCGUAAAUGUUUCCUUAUAUUCAAAGCGGUUGGAAACUCAAAACUCUUAAUCAAAGCGCUUAAAUACAAACAUUAAUCUUUUAUUGAGCCCUUCGCUAGAUAUCCAAUGCGGAAACACGAGGGAAAUAGCCUAAAAAGAUGACGUUGAAGAAAAUCGAAUGCAGCCUUCAGAUUGGCUGAAGCUGAAGCUGCAAAAUCUCAUUGGCUAUUGUCUUGAGUGCUUGUCAAUUGUAAAAGAACAGUUGUCCUUUGCAAGCGAAAGAGAUUACAAGCGAUUAUAAGGACCUCAGGGAAGCCAGCGAAAUUUCAAUUGUUCUGAUGUUCUAAGCCAGGUGAAAGACAAAGUAAACAUCGCAGUUGGAGAGCUUAUUCGCUUAAAAUCUGUGGUUUUAAAAGUCCACCCUCAUACAGAAACACCUUGGUAUGCGGUGAGACCAUAGAAUAUUAAGGCGAUCUGGCCGUUCGUUUAAGAAGAUUGCUUCAAGGUUUAAGAAAACUAACACUGCGUAAGUAAACUUGGAUUGGCAGUAACUGGCAGUAUUGGAUACAAUGUCUGCAGCUAAUCAAAACACAUCGAACAUAGACAGAGCAAACAGCGGUUUAAAUGCUUCAUCAAAUGAUUCCGAUCCUAUUCUUGAAGAGUUGUUUCCCGUCAUUGGUUUUUUGAUGUGUACUGUUGGUUCAAUUGGCAAUUUCGCUAUUCUCUUCGCCUUCUUAACGCAGCGUAAACUGAGGACAAAACUCAACUGCUUUCUAGCAAGUUUAGCAUUUUCGGAUCUCUUGCUCAUGGGUAUAACUGUGCCUUUGGAAUUGGAGUACCAUAUUCAAAAGAAGUUUAUUCACGGCGUAGUUAUUUGCGAGCUUAUGUACACCAUUCAUUUUCUCGCAUUGUCCUCUUCAUCGCUCAAUCUAUUAGCGGUCAGUGUAUACCGCUAUAUCACUAUUGCAUUCCCGUUUUCAGCAAGAUUAGUUCGGCCAAUUCAUAUUGUAGCCACGAUAGCUGUUCUUUGGCUGUACGCUGUGAUGACGGCGCUUCUACCGCUGAUGGGCUGGCGGCUGAGACCAUCCUUGAUUAAAUACAACCUCUGCGUGUUUUCCAUUGAACCAGAAUACGUAAUGUUCAUCCUCACAGUCAACUGGGUGAUACCGGCGUUGAUUGUUGUUAUCCUUUACGUCAUGAUCUUCCGCAUCGCCAGAAUUCAUGCUAUCAAAAUAGCAAGACAGCAAGUCCUCAGAGAGUAUGAAAGAAUUCGCAGUCCUCUUUUCAAAUGCGCUAAAACAUUGGGGAAAAUAGCGAUCGUGUGCUUGAUAUGCUGGCUUCCAUAUGUUACGGAGACGAUCCUUUUGUUAUCACAUGGCUCCAGCUUGGUUCCAAGAGCGGUACACCUGAUUUUCAUUCUAUGCUAUUACGCAAACUCAGCAAUCAAUCCUUUUCUCUACGCUGGGCUUUGUACAGAUUUCCGUGAGGUGUUUACCAAAUGCGCAAGCAAGGUGUACAAUAAACUCUCUCUACUUUGCCGACGGGUCUCGGCAUUUUUUCACUCAGUGGUGUCAUCUCUCUGUUCCGAUUCCAGUCGCACCGGAGCACAUGCAACAGAGCGUUCUCGACUCCGACGUUCUCGGAAACGUGCUCGCACACGAUCUGGAAGUUCAUCUCAGCAACCGUCUGUUGCGACUUUCGUUUAAAAAGGCGGACACCACUACGCCUCUACCUUUAUACCAACAGAUGAUUCAAUUCGUGAAAAAAGAAAAAAAGAUUAGGCCUAUAGCAAACAUGGUUUCGUGAAAAAUUUCUUAUAAUAAUUUCGAAGGAACAGACUGCUCUUUUUUCAGUUUUGUUGUGUAAGUUGAAUCUUGUUUGUUAAAAAAAAAAUAUAUAUAUAUAUAUCAACGCGCACAUGAUCGGCUUUUACGGAAAAAAAAACGAGAAAUGGGAGAUAUGACCGUUUUGGAUACCUAGUUGUGUUGCAAAACCGUUCAAUAUCAGAAAUCACCUUAAAAGCCCAAAAGAUUAAGUUCCAAAAGAACUGACUUUAAAAUCACAACCAAGCAUUCUAUAUUAUGUGGAUCAUUUUAAUAGUAAUUGUAUUUAUGAGUUAUUUUAUGUUUGUAGUCGAUAUCAACCGUUUAGGAUAUUCUCUGGGGCUGGUCCGCAGCCAGUUUGGUGUUACUGUCUUCUAACUCAUAUUUAAUCAGGUGUCUGAGUAUUAGCUUCGAAUAUAAUAUUUAGUUAUAGGUACUCGGUCACAAACAGCAAUAACCUUGACUGAUGAAGUUAGGCCCCAGAAAUUAAACGAUAUAGUGUGAGGAGUUCUUGAUUCACAGAAGAAGCAGGAAACUAUUAGCGGCUUGGAAUGAAUUCGUGAAUGCGUUGGUUACGGCAGUUUGAUAGACGCGUGUCGUCUGAUCGGCUCUCAAAGCGUUAGAGCAUUUUUAUCUUAUUGCGCAGUUUUAACAAUUUUGAAAACAGAUUUAUCAUCAUACUUUUAUUUUACGUCAAAAUAAAUGAAAGCGUCGAUUUCCACCCACAUUUUGAGCCGUGAAAGGCACGCAAAGCGGUGGCCAUUUUGAUCGAAACAUGCCGAGUUUAUGCAAAUGUAGAGAAGGUAAUCUUGACUCAGCUGAUAUAGGAUGAACCUGUGUAAUUUGCAAAGAUUCCAGCAAGAUAUUCCUCACGGUAAGACAUUAGCCUAGGGAGUGAUAGAUAAAAGGUAGAGGAAAGUAUGACCUACACGUUUCCUUCCCCGAUGAUGUAAUCAGAUCUUACUUAGAACAGACAAAAUAAAUAGCACGUAACAGUCUAUUUUUUAAAUAUAUACCAAAGUUCUUCUUAUCUCAUGUACACACGGUAUACUUUUGCAGCGAAAGCUCGCUUUCAAAACGUUACAAACAAUGAUACGAUCGGCGUAUAUUUUUUUUACUUGCAAUUGCUUAUGAAAAACAACGACAGGAAAAUACGUGAACUAAUCGGAGGUAAUACAUCAUUGUGAAAUUAAGCACGUCUGACAACACAUCGCUUUGAAAGCUCAGGUGCGCUUUGGAGAGAUCUCUGCUUUUGACUUCAGUGUCACUUUGUCCCUAAUGUAAAUCAAUUUUUUUUCCACUUUGCUCAAGGUGAAAUGGAAAAGAAUGAAACAAACUAUCGUCAAUAGGACUAUCUCAGAUGGAGAAGUAUUAAAAACUUAUGUAUUUCCGAGAAAAAAAAGCGUAAAAGUAUUAACACAACUGGCACCCUUAACGAUAUUCGAAGCGAAUGUAGCACGUAUGAAUAAUGGAAUAAAUGGCUCUGAUAAAUAGGCAACCUG